AUGGAAGGCACAUUUUUGCCUGGUUUUGGGGUUCUGGUGCCUCAUCCCCCCAGCAAACCUCCAGACCACAAGCCUCUCGCUGCAAGUCAGAGACACAAACUCCCUCCAAUGAGGAAAUGCUGUGUGAAUGAACAGAGGGGCCUCUACUCAGAUAUCAUCACCGCUUCAAGGUUCCAGUCUCGUACAGAGGGACCUGGAACCCGGCUGAAGUCACAGGGUCAAUCCAUUCGUGAGUUUAGUGGUUUCAACACAUCAAAAGUUUCUACCUUCAAGAUUCAAACAGACCAGCUUGCUCCAAAGGAUAACUAUGGACCCAUCUCAGAGCAAUUACUAACUUCUUACUUCUGCCAUGGUGGAGAUAAACCCAAGGUCCAGAUGCCCUACAAAACCAUUACUGGAAAGAUCCCUCGCAAGUUAGAGAUAGAGAGACGUCGACGGGAAUACUUGAAGCUUGACUUUUUACAGCUCAUGGAAGAAAAGGGCAUAGACUCUAAUCUGCUAAUGCCAAGACAUCGGGGCAGUCGUGAUGAGGAUGUGACCACACCAGACAAUCCUGUGUCACCCUACCUCCCACUGGAGAUAUUUGACAACGAGGAGUAUGACUGCCGUACUCCAGAGGACUGGCUCGCCCUGGGAAAUGGUGAUGCAGCUCCUGAUCGGAAACCUAUUCCUGCGAAAGCCCUGCUGCCUACAGAUGAUGAGAUACCAUCUGAGGAUCCUAAAACCCCCUCUCUACAGUACAGCUGGCAUUUAGUUGGCAUUCUUGACUAUAGUAAUGAGAAAUGCCAGUACCUGGUAGAGAAGGUUCACAUAUGCAGUGGACUGACAGAUGAUGAAGGAAAUCCUAUUCUUGACGAAGAACACAAAACGGAUAAACCUCCUGGAGGAAACACUCUGUUAAUAGGCAGUAAGUAUUGGGUACCCAGGAUCAGAUUGUUAUUCGCAGCUGAGGAUCCACGUGUCUUUGUCCAGCGGAUCCAGUUUGCUCUGCGCUGCAGGGAGAACACAGAGGCCCUUCUCCUCUACCACCUAACUGCAGACUGCAUGCCCAUCUGGAGGGGAACACCAUCUCUCAAUGCCCACAGUUUCCAGCAAAUGAAAAGCCGUACCCUUUCAGCCCCUGGCCUCAGAUUGAAAAUGCUGGAGAAGUGUAUAGGCAACCUGGAGAAGGAGGUAAAACUGGAAUAUGACCGAACUAUGAACCGCAUCAACCUGGACAAAGUAGUGAUGAGCCAUCGGGAGGAGUUUUUACAUGUCACUCUGCCACAGAAAGAUCCUGAGCAUGUGCCGCAAGAAGGUUGUAUUCCAGUUCCUCACUUUGACUUUGAGAAGAACAGGUCUGCAUUUGUCACCUGUUCCCUGCUAUCAAGGUCAGAAGUGAUCUGUAUAUUAUCUGAAAUAAGGUCUGAGUGCAACAAAGUAGCAGCCAUGAGACUCUUCAACAUCACGUCGAUCAAACCACUGCGACUGGAAGACUUUGAAGUCAUCCAGUCUCAAACGUAUACUCAGAUAAGCCUGUUUCUUCGGGAGCCAUGGAUGGUCACUCUGUGCAACAUCAUCCGUUCCAACGUAGGAACCCACAUGCGAGGCUUGUACAACGUCGAUGAGACUUCCUGGGAGAUGUACAAGAUAUCCAAGAUGUACAGGCUGAUGGCUAUGAUGCGCUACAAACUGCAGGACACCUUGCGCUUCCUUGUGCAGGACUCGCUGAUCAGCCUGACUCAGCUGCUGUUGGACGCCUGUCACAGUGUGCUGACUUGUCCUCAGGACCUGGUCUGGGGGAACGACCUCGUCAAUAGCCCCUACAAGCCAAAGAAGAACCCUGUGUUCCAGGUUGACUUGAUUCUGGAUCAGACUGGCGUUCAUUACAGCACUCCCCUGGAGAAUUUUGAGACAUCUAUCAUUAUGCUGUUCGAUAAGGGCAUUGUGGGCACAUACAAUGUACCAGAACUCUAUAAGUUUGUGAUGCAGAAAUUGUUCAUCGGCGAUGAUCCUAUGCUCGAGUCAGUGAAUUUGUGGGAGCCAGAAGUAACUGAGUUGAGAGAAAAUAUCCGCAUGGCUCUAAAUAAAGCUACCAUACCUCUAAAGGCUUACGCUGCUGAAUAUACCAAACACUUAGAGCUACACAAUUCGGACAUAGAAACUCUUCUCAGCUCUCACACACAGGCAGAACGGAAUUCCCAGGAACUUAAGAAAGAGGUGGAACAGCAUCUAAAGGAAAAGGAAAGUCUUGAACAGUCGUUGCCAUCCUCAAUUGUCCUUGGUCCAUUUAUUGUUCGUGUUGAGUCUGUACGUCAGGCUCUCACUAACAAGAGAAAGGCUUUGGCCAAUGCUUUGCUGGACCACUUUGCUCGGAAGCUGCGCAAGCAGGUUGAUGAUGCAUCUGAAGAGUGUAACAUCAUGAGCAGAAAGCUACGUGAGAAGCCCAACAACAUUGAGGAACUGACUGAAAAGAGGGAGUGGAUGAAACAAGUCCCAGAACAGCUAAAGAGUUACAAGGAACUUAUCGGCAAGACCCUGUCAGAAUAUGAUGUAAUAGACGAAUUCUGCUACUGUCUUUCAGACGAGGAUGUUAAUAAAAAGUGGACAGCUAUCGGGUAUCCUCAAAGGAUAACCAGCCAGAUAGAAGAAGUAGCCAUCCAGCAUGUGGAGGAUGAGGGGCGCUUCCACAAGAUCCAGUUAGUCGACCAGAACAACUUUGAGGAGCACCUCGACUCCCUACAGAUGUUGGUUGCUGGGUUUGCGAGUCAUGCAGACAUUAGUCAUGCCUCUGAGAUGGCCAAUGAGAUCAGGCGUACAAGCAAGCAGCUGAAGGAGUGUCAGACUAUGGCUCAAACCUACAACAUCAGAGAACGUCUGUUUGGUCUUCCUGUCACAAAUUAUGAUCGUCUGCAGAAGCUGAUAAAGGAUUUCCAGCCUUAUAAAGACCUAUGGUCCACCACUUAUGAUUGGCUCCGUUGGCAUGAGAGCUGGCUCAAUGACCCGCUGUCCUCAAUCGACCCUGAGCAGCUUGAGCACAAUGUCACAGAUGCCCUCAAGACCAUGCACAAAUGCAUCAAACAGUUCAAGGACAUUCCUGACUGCCAGAUGGUGGCAACUUUAAUCCGCAGCAAGAUUGAGGACUUCCGUCCGUACAUCCCUCUGAUUCAGGGCCUGAGGAACCCGGGGAUGAGGAACCGCCACUGGGAGAUACUUUCAGAACGCAUUCAGAUGAAAGUCAAACCCAAAGCCAACCUGACCUUCUCCCGCUGCCUGGAGCUUGGACUACAGAACCAUGUGGAUGAUAUAGCUCAUGUGGCUGAGGUGGCUGGGAAAGAGUACACCAUUGAACAGGCCCUGGAAAAGAUGGAACAAGAGUGGUCGACAGUAGUCUUUGAUGUGCUGCCCUACAAAGAAACAGGCACCUACAUCCUGAAAAGCCCAGAUGAAGCGUCCCAAUUGCUGGAUGACCACAUUGUCAUGACACAGAGCAUGUCAUUCUCACCAUUCAAGAAGGCAUUUGAGGAACGCAUCAACACCUGGGAGAGCAAGCUCAGAAUGACUCAAGAUGUGCUUGAGGAGUGGCUGACGUGCCAACGCUCCUGGCUCUACCUGGAGCCCAUCUUUAGCUCUGAUGAUAUCAACCAGCAACUGCCUGUGGAAGGAAAAAGAUACCAGCAAAUGGAGCAGACAUGGAAGAGAGUCAUGAAAAAUGCCUUUAAUAACCGAAAGGUGAUUGAGCUGUGUCCGGAUGCUCGUUUGCUGGACAAACUGAAAGAGUGCAAUGUGCUGUUGGAACAGGUCCAGAAGGGUCUUAGUGAGUACUUGGAGACAAAGCGAUCCUCCUUCCCCAGGUUUUACUUCCUGUCAGAUGAUGAGCUUUUGGAGAUUCUGUCCCAGACCAAAGAUCCCACUGCUGUACAACCACACUUGCGCAAAUGCUUCGAGAACAUUGCACGGCUUCAAUUCCAGUCAGAUCUACAAAUCACACAUAUGUACUCUGGAGAAGGGGAGGAGGUGAAUUUGUUCCUGCCAGUGUGGCCCACUGGCAACGUGGAGAACUGGCUCAGAGAUGUGGAGAAGUCUAUGAAGGCCACAUUGAGGGAUAAUAUUGACCGCUCACUCAAAGUCUACUCCGAGGUCUGCGAACGUUGAGUUUCAUAUUGAUGUUUUUCUUCUCUUGUGCAGCUUCAACCUCGUUCGGAGUGGGUGUUAUCGUGGCCUGGUCAAGUGGUGAUAGCUGGCUGUCAGGUCUUCUGGACUACUGAGGUGUCUGAAGCUUUGGAACAGCAAGACUUGGCCACCCGCCUUUAUCCCCAACUACGGACACAGCUUGGUGACUUGGUGCAGCUGGUGAGAGGUGGUCUAUCUCAGAUGCAGCGAGCUGUGCUGUCUGCUCUCAUUGUCAUAGAAGUCCAUGCUAAAGAAGUUGCAGCCAAACUGGUGGAGCAGGAAGUCUCAAGCGUCAAUGACUUUGAGUGGAUCAGCCAGCUCAGAUAUUACUGGGCAAAAGAUGACUUAUACGUCAGAGCAGUGAAUGCAGAGUUCUUGUAUGGAUACGAGUACCUUGGUAACUCUGGACGUCUGGUCAUCACCCCGCUCACUGACAGAUGCUACCUGACCCUGACAGGAGCUCUGCACCUGAAGUUUGGAGGAGCUCCAGCAGGUCCAGCUGGAACAGGAAAGACAGAAACGACUAAAGACCUGGGAAAGGCUCUGGCCAUUCAGACAGUGGUUUUCAACUGCUCUGAUCAGCUGGACUUCAUUGCGAUGGGCAAGUUUCUCAAAGGGUUGGCAAGCUCCGGUGCCUGGGCUUGCUUUGAUGAGUUUAACCGUAUUGACGUGGAGGUGCUGUCUGUGGUGGCACAACAGAUCACCACUAUACAAAAGGCCCAAAUGGAAAGGGCAGAGCGGUUUGUGUUUGAGGGGUCUGAGAUCUCUCUUGUCCCUUCUUGCGCUGUAUUCAUCACUAUGAAUCCUGGUUACGCUGGUCGCACAGAACUGCCUGACAAUCUCAAGGCCUUGUUUCGUCCAGUGGCAAUGAUGGUGCCUGACUAUGCUAUGAUAGCUGAGAUCUCUCUGUACUCAUUUGGCUUCAGUGAUGCAAAAGUUCUCUCCAAGAAGAUCACCACCACUUUCAAGCUCUCCUCUGAGCAGCUUAGCUCUCAGGAUCAUUAUGACUUUGGAAUGAGAGCUGUGAAAACUGUGAUCUCAGCUGCUGGAAACCUGAAGAGAGAAAAUCCUGACAUGAAUGAGGAGCUGAUCUGUCUGCGAGCCAUACAAGACGUCAAUGUGCCAAAGUUUUUACAGGAUGACUUGAAGCUCUUCCACGGUAUUGUGUCCGAUCUUUUCCCAAAGACAAAGCAGGAGCCAAUCAACUAUGGCAUCCUCGAAGAGUCCAUGCGUAAUGUCUGCAUCAAGAAGAACCUCAAAGAUGUGGAUGGCUAUAUUAAUAAGUUAAUUCAGCUGUAUGAGACUACUGUGGUGAGACAUGGCCUGAUGUUAGUGGGAAUCUCUGGAUCAGGUAAAACCAAGUGUUAUGAAAUACUAGGUGCAGCACUAACAGCUCUAAAGGGCCAGCCCUCCGUGAGUGGCGGUGUGUAUGAGACAGUUCAGACCUAUGUGCUCAACCCCAAGUCUAUCACCAUGGGACAGCUCUAUGGGGAGUAUGACUUGCUCACACACGAGUGGACAGAUGGUAUCCUCUCAUCUCUUAUCCGUGGAGGGACAACAGUUAUGGAUCAGGAGAAAAAGUGGUACAUGUUUGAUGGACCAGUAGAUGCUGUGUGGAUUGAGAACAUGAACACUGUGCUGGAUGACAACAAAAAAUUGUGCCUUAGCUCGGGAGAAAUCAUCAAGCUCACUGAUGUGAUGACCAUGAUGUUUGAGGUGCAGGACUUGGCUGUGGCAUCCCCAGCCACAGUUUCUCGCUGUGGUAUGGUCUACCUGGAGCCUAGUAUUCUGGGCCUCGUCUCCUUCACAGAGUGCUGGCUGAAGCAGGUCCUUGAAACUAUGAAGCCGUACACAGAGCAGCUCAACUCCCUGUUUGCCCGGUUCCUGCAGGACUCCAUCACAUUUGUGCGAACAUCAGUAAAGGAGGUCAUUACAUCACUUGACAGCAACCUUACCUGUAGUCUGCUCAAACUUAUGGACUGCUUCUUCAAUCCUUUCAGCCUUAAAGAGGGUGAGAAGCCACCACCGAAAAGGAAAUUGGACCGUCUGAAUGAGUUGAUUGAGCCCUGGUUCUUUUUCUCCCUGGUGUGGAGUGUAGGAGCCACAGGAGACGCAGCCAGCUGCAAGCGCUUCAGUUCCUGGCUCAAAAACAAGAUGACAGAGGAAAAGAUUCAGUUAUGUUUUCCAGAGGAGGGCCUGGUAUACGACUACAGGCUUGAUGACGCUGGCAUUAGUCACUUGGAGGAUGAAGACGAAGAUGACAAGGACAGAAAAGUCCAGUGGGUGAGCUGGAUGAAAGAUGCAAAGAGUGUUGUAAUCAACCCGGAGACAAAUUAUUCUGACAUCAUCAUUCCAACUGCUGACACAAUGAGAAUGUCAUUCCUGAUGGAUAUGCUUUUGACCAACAAGAAACCCGUGUUGUGUAUUGGGCCCACUGGCACAGGAAAGACCCUCACCAUGUCAGACAAGCUGCUCAGGAACAUGUCCACUGAAUACAUCACACACUUCCUCAUGUUCUCUGCCCGCACUUCCGCCAACCAGACUCAAGAUUACAUCGACAGUAAACUUGACAAAAGGCGAAAAGGUGUGUUUGGACCUCCAAUUGGGAAGUAUUUCAUCUUCUUUAUUGAUGAUCUAAACAUGCCCAUGUUGGAGACUUACGGUGCCCAGCCUCCUAUUGAGCUGCUGCGGCAGUGGAUGGACCAUGGUGGUUGGUAUGACAGGAAACAGAUAGGCACUUUCAAGCAUAUAGUGGACAUCAAUUUUUCUUGUGCCAUGGGACCCCCGGGUGGAGGUCGGAACCCGAUCACCCAGCGCUUCACACGUCACUUCAACUUUCUGUCUUUCACUGAAAUGGAGGACGCCAGCAAGAAAAAGAUUUUCUCUACAAUUCUAGGCAAUUGGAUGGAUGGAAAUAUGAGUAAAAAGGAACCAGGCAGACCUGUGCCAGCAAUCCAGCCGCUGAAUGAUCUUCUUGUAGACGCCACUAUUCGAGUCUACUCUACCAUUACCUCCCAGCUCCUCCCAACUCCAGCCAAGUCCCAUUACACCUUCAACCUCAGAGACCUGUCCAAGGUCUUCCAGGGCAUCCUCAUGGCUGAGGCUGGCAUGAUAGAGGAAAAAGUCCAGCUGCUGCAGCUGUGGUACCACGAAAGCUGCCGGAUUUUCCAGGACCGCCUGGUGUGUGCCGAGGACAGGGACUGGUUCAACAAGCUCCUGAAGGAAUGCAUUGAAGAGUUCGACUGCAGUUUUGAAGAGGUUGUACCCUACCAGCCGAUUUUGUAUGGAGAUUUCAUGAUUCCUGGAGCUGACAACAAAAUUUACACAUUCAUAGAAGACAAGGAAAAGUUGGCAAAAGUGAUGGAGGAAUACAUGGACGACUACAACCAGAUCAGCACAACCAAGAUGAAGCUGGUGCUAUUCAUGGAUGCCAUUGAGCAUGUGUGCCGUAUCAGCCGUAUCCUGCGCCAGCCUCUGGGCAAUGCCCUGCUUCUUGGAGUGGGUGGCAGCGGGCGCCAGUCACUCACUAAGCUGGCUUCAUAUAUGUCAGAAUAUGACUGUUUCCAGAUCGAGCUGGCUAAGAACUAUGGCCAAGCAGAGUGGAGGGAAGACAUUAAAAGCAUCAUGCUGAAGGCUGGUCUUCAGAACCAGCAGAUAACCUUCCUCUUCGUAGACACACAGAUUAAGAGUGAGUCAUUCUUGGAAGAUAUCAACAACAUUUUGAACUCUGGGGAUGUCCCCAACCUGUACGCGUCGGAUGAGCAGGAGCGCAUCCUGAUGGCCAUGAAGCCAGUGGUGCUGGACCUAGGCCAGCAGCCAACUAAACCCAAUCUUAUGGCUGCCUACAUUAGAAGAGUCCGCAGCAACAUCCACACUGUUCUCUGCAUGAGUCCUAUUGGUGAGGUAUUUCGAGCAAGGCUGAGGCAGUUUCCCUCACUGGUAACAUGUUGUACCAUAGACUGGUUCAGUGCCUGGCCAGAGGAAGCUCUGCAGGCUGUGGCUACAUCGUUUCUUAAUGAACUGCCUGAGCUAGAAGCCAGCCCCACUGCAAUGAAAGGACUGACAUUGAUGUGUAUGAAGAUUCACCAGAUGGUAGCCACGAAGUGUGAACAGUACCUGGCUGAGCUUUCUCGACACAACUAUGUCACACCCAAGAGCUACCUGGAACUGCUCAAAAUCUUUUCAAAUCUCACCGGACGCAAGAAGCAAGAAUUGUGCGGUGCUCGUCAGCGCAUGAAAACUGGUCUGGACAAGCUCCUGAGCACAGCAGAGGAUGUGAGUAAGAUGCUAGAGGAGCUGGAGACGAUGAGACCUCUUUUGGAGGAGGCUGCAAGGGACACUGAAGUUACAAUGGAGACCAUUAAAGUAGACACCGUAGUUGCGGAGGAGACACGGAAAUCAGUGCAGGCAGAGGAAGCCAAAGCUUCAGAGAAAGCCCGUUUUGCUGGGGCCAUCGCAACAGAUGCCCAGAGAGACCUAGAUGAGGCUCUGCCAGCCCUGGAUGCUGCUCUCACCAGCCUCAAGUCACUUAACAAGAAUGAUGUCACUGAGGUGCGGGCCAUGCAGCGACCUCCCCAUGGGGUGAGGCUGGUUAUUGAGGCGGUGUGCAUAAUGAAGGGCAUCAAACCCAAAAGGGUGCCUGGAGAGAAGCCUGGCACCAAGAUUGAUGACUACUGGGAACCUGGCAAGGGUCUGCUGCAAGACCCUGGCAAGUUUCUGGAUAGCCUCUUCAAAUAUGAUAAGGAAAACAUCCCGGAUAGUGUGAUCACUUUAGUCCAGCCGUACAUAGAUAAUGAGGAGUUCCAACCAGCCUCCAUUGCCAAGGUGUCCAAAGCUUGUACCUCCAUUUGCCAGUGGGUCCGAGCCAUGCACGUAUAUCACUUUGUGGCCAGGGCUGUGGAGCCUAAAAGGCAAGCUCUCCAAGAGGCCCAGGAGGACUUAGCAGUGACCCAGCGCAUCCUGGAUGAUGCCAAUGAAAAGCUGGCAGUGGUGGAGGGUGGCAUUGCCACAUUGCAGGCAAAGUACCAGGCCUGCGUGGCCAAGAAAGAUGAGCUGGACCAUAAGUAUCAACUGUGUGAAGCCCGUCUUGUCCGAGCAGACAAGCUUAUAGGUGGACUUGCUGACGAGAAGGUGCGCUGGAAAGAGACAGUGCAACAUCUGGAUUACAUGGUCAAUAAUGUGGCAGGUGACGUGCUACUAUCUGCAGGAUAUGUAGCAUAUCUCGGACCUUUCACUGGAGAGUACAGGGCAGCCAUGGCAGAGGAGUGGCUGCAUUGCUUCAAGGAGCUUAGUGUCCCACACACUGACGAACCCAACCUCAUCAGCACCCUAGGAGAUCCUGUAAAGAUCCGCUCCUGGCAGAUAUCAGGUCUGCCCAAGGAUAACCUUUCAGUGGAGAAUGGUGUGAUUGCCCAGUACUCUCUGCGAUGGGCUCUGUUCAUUGAUCCUCAGGGACAAGCCAACUCAUGGAUCAAAAACAUGGAGCGGGACAAUGCAGUGGAGGUGAUGAAGCUCAGUGACCGGGACUUCCUCCGUAGUCUUGAGAACGCCAUUCGCUUUGGUAAACCCUGCCUCCUGGAGAAUAUAGGAGAGGAACUAGACCCUGCGCUGGAACCUGUCUUGUUGCAACAGACAUUUAAGCAGCAAGGCAGCACAGUGCUAAAGCUAGGUGACUCAGUCAUCCCCUACCAUGAAGGUUUUAAGAUGUACAUCACCACCAAGCUGCCAAAUCCACAUUACUCUCCAGAGGUCUCUGCCAAUGUCACCCUCAUUAACUUCACCCUGUCACCCAGUGGUUUGGAAGAUCAGUUACUGGGCCAGGUGGUGGCUGAGGAACGUCCAGACUUGGAGGAUGCAAAGAACCAGCUGAUCAUCAGCAACGCCCAAAUGAAACAGGAGCUGAAAGCAAUUGAGGAUGAGAUCCUGUUUCGACUCAGCUCUACAGAGGGAAACCCAGUAGACAAUGAAGAGCUCAUCCAAGUGUUGGGGGCUUCCAAGAUCAAAGCUGGAGAGAUCCAGGCCAAAGUGAUUGCGGCAGAGAAGACAGAGAAGGAUAUUGACGCCACCCGUCUUGAGUAUGUGCCAGUGGCUGUGCGCACACAGAUACUCUUCUUCUGUGUAUCUGACCUGUCCAGUGUUGAUCCCAUGUACCAGUACUCUCUGGAGUGGUUCAUUGGCAUCUUCAUGGCUGGCAUUGCAAACUCGGAGAGAGCAGACACUGUGGAGGAGAGAAUCGUCAACAUCAAUGAAUUUUUCACCUUCAGCCUGUACAGCAAUGUGUGCCGCAGCUUGUUUGAGAAGCACAAACUCAUGUUUGCCUUUCUCCUUUGCACUCGCAUCAUGAUGAAUGAGAACAAAAUUGACAUGGCGGAGUGGCGCUACCUGUUAUCUGGAGGGAUGCCCAUCCAAGAACUUACCAACCCAGCAGGAAGCUGGCUGUCAGAGCGUGCAUGGCAGGACAUCCUGGGCCUCAGUGCUCUGGAAAACUUCAGCAACAUGGCAGAAAGUUUCACUGAACAUCUGCAGGGCUAUAAGAGGAUUUUUGACAGCAACCAGCCUCACGGGUAAAAAUUAGAUAACCACCAGGUUAACACAGGCUCUCUGUUCUUCAUUUGUACUGUGCAGAAGCUGUCAGUAUCUAACAAGCUGUGCAUGUAACUGGACUCCUUCCAAAAGCUGUUGGUGUUGCGCUGUCUGAGGGCUGACUGUCUCAUUCAAGGCCUGCAGGACUUUGUCUCAGCUCAGCUGGGACAGCGCUUUAUAGAACCUCAGGCAUCAGACCUGUCUGUGGUCUUCAAGGAGUCGACCCCCUCCACUUCCCUCAUCUUUGUCCUGUCCCCUGGCACUGACCCUGCUGCAGACCUCUACAAGUUUGCUGAUGUCAUGCAGUUCUCCAAGAAAAUGAGUGCCAUCUCUCUGGGCCAGGGCCAGGGCCCCUGGGCUGAAGCCAUGAUGCACAUCGCCAUGGAGAGAGGUCAGUGGGUCUUCUUCCAGAACUGUCACCUGGCGCCCAGCUGGAUGCCUUCACUGGAGAGACUCAUUGAAAACAUCGACCCAGUAAAGAUAGCACACCUCAAGUCUCUUCUCCUGUCUCUGUGUCUGUUCCAUGGAAUUGCACUGGAGCGGAGAAAGUUUGGGCCACUGGGUUUCAACAUUCCCUACGACUUCACCGAUGGAGACCUGAACAUCUGCAUCAGCCAACUCAAAAUGUUCCUGGACGAGUACCAGGACAUCCCAUACAAGGUGCUUAAGUACACCGCAGGUCAGAUUAAUUAUGGCGGCCGCGUGACGGAUGACUGGGACAGACGCUGUCUUCUCAGUGUGCUGGAGGAUUUCUACUGUCCCGCUGUGCUCACUGAUGAUCAUAUCUACUCCUCAUCUGGAGUCUACCGGCAGAUAGACACUAAUCUGGAUAUCAAGGGUUACUUGGCAUACAUCCGUGGUUUGCCCAUCAAUGAUACACCUGAGAUCUUUGGUCUCCAUGACAACGCUAACAUUAGCUUUGCCCAGAAUGAGACCUUCGCCCUGCUGGGAGUCGUGCUUCGUCUCCAGCCUCGUGCUGCAUCUGCUGGGGGCAAAAAUCUGGAGGAGAUAGUGGAGGAGAUAGUGGCAGGCAUCGUUGAAAAGAUCCCCCAGCCUUUCAGUCUCCAGGAGGUGAUGGAAAAGUACCCGGUCCUCUAUGAAGAGUCCAUGAACACAGUGCUCAUUCAGGAGGUCAUCAGAUAUAAUAACCUGCUGGCGGUCAUCUCUCAGAGUCUCAGUGAUAUUGUGAAGGCUCUGAAGGGUUUGGUGGUGAUGUCGUCUGAACUGGAGCUUAUGGCCAGCAGCCUGUUCAACAACAUGGCCUACCCCUCUCUGAAGCCUCUGGCCUCCUGGGUGUCCGACCUGCUUCAGAGGAUCAAUUUCCUGCAGAGGUGGAUCUCUAAUGGCAUUCCACCUGUCUUCUGGAUAAGUGGCUUCUUUUUCCCUCAAGCUUUUCUCACAGGAUCCCUCCAGAAUUAUGCGCGUCGCUCCGGCUCCUCCAUCGACACGAUUGGAUUUGACUUUGAGGUAAUGGUGAAGUCAUUGUCAGAGAUAACUGACAAGCCAAACAUGGGCUGCUACAUUCACGGUCUAUUCCUGGAGGGGGCUCGCUGGGAUAAUGAGGCAAUGCAACUCAUAGAGUCCAGGUCCAAGGAGCUCUACACUGAAAUGGCCGUCAUCUGGCUGAUCCCCAAACCCGAGCGCAAACCCCCAACCUCUGGUGUCUACAUCUGCCCCAUCUACAAGACCCUCACACGUGCUGGGACGCUGUCCACAACUGGUCAUUCUACCAACUACGUGAUCGCAGUGGAGUUGCCAACAGACCGCUGUCAGGGACACUGGAUCAAACAGGCAGUCGCUCUCAUUUGUGCACUAGACUACUGAACUGUCCAUUUAGUCGCUGUAAUAAACUGUUUUGUACAACAA
Messenger RNA from Scomber scombrus (Atlantic mackerel), 12600 nucleotides. RefSeq names its product dynein, axonemal, heavy chain 1 (gene dnah1). The record is from RefSeq and is a predicted model, not a curated record. Gene Ontology annotation, cellular component: dynein complex. Gene Ontology annotation, molecular function: dynein light intermediate chain binding; minus-end-directed microtubule motor activity; dynein intermediate chain binding. Gene Ontology annotation, biological process: microtubule-based movement. Lineage: Eukaryota; Metazoa; Chordata; Actinopteri; Scombriformes; Scombridae.